Molecule: messenger RNA, 2479 nt
Organism: Oryza sativa Japonica Group (Japanese rice)
Lineage: Eukaryota; Viridiplantae; Streptophyta; Magnoliopsida; Poales; Poaceae
Product: bisdemethoxycurcumin synthase-like
Biological process (GO): polyketide biosynthetic process
Molecular function (GO): acyltransferase activity, transferring groups other than amino-acyl groups
Source: RefSeq, a predicted model, not a curated record
CAUACUGCCAUCUCCCUCAACUAGUUGCAAAAGCACACGUUCUUCCAAUAUUCCAUCAGCCAUGCCUGGAGCAGCUGCUGCCGCUGUUGUUGACAGCCGCCUGUGCACACAGCACGCGGAAGGCCCUGCUGCGGUCCUCGCCAUCGGCACUGCAAACCCGGCAAAUAUCGUCUAUCAAGAUGGGUUUGCCGACUACUACUUUGGUCUAACCAAGAGCGAGCAUCUUAUUGAGCUGAAGGACAAAAUGAAGAGGAUAUGUCACAGAUCGGGAAUAGAGAAACGCUACAUCCACCUUGAUGACAAGCUCAUCUGUGAGCACCCGGAGAUCAUCGACAAACACAUGCCCUCCCUUGAAACUCGUGUAGACAUCGUCUCUACUGAGGUCCCGAAGCUCGCCGAGUCAGCCACACGGAAGGCCAUCGCCGAGUGGGGCCGUCCGGCCAUUGACAUUACGCACCUCAUCUUCAGCACCUACUCCGGGUGCAGUGCUCCUAGCGCUGACCUCAAGCUGGCAUCACUACUCGGCCUCAACCCUUCUGUUUCUCGCACCAUCCUUAGCCUCCACGGUUGCUCUGGAGGCGGUAGGGCACUUCAACUUGCCAAGGAGCUCACCGAGAACAACCGUGAUGCACGCGUUCUCGUAGCCUGUGCCGAGCUGACGCUAAUAUGCUUCUCAAACCCAGAUGAAAGCAAAAUUGUCGGCCAUGGACUGUUUGGGGAUGGUGCCGGAGCAAUCAUUGUCGGCGCUGGCCCACUGGUCGAUGAAGAGCGCCCACUAUUCGAGAUGGUCCUCGCCUCGCAAACAACGAUACCAAGUACUGAGCAUGCACUUGGCAUGCAGACCACCGCCAGUGGCAUAGAUUUCCACCUCUCUAUCCAGGUGCCAACACUGAUCAAGGACAACAUCCGGCAGUGCUUGCUUGACACAUUCCGAUCGGUUGGAAACAUGGAUCCUAAUUGGAAUGACCUCUUCUGGGCAGUGCACCCUGGUGGCCGUGCGAUCCUUGACAACAUAGAAGGCGAGCUUCAGCUGCAACCAGCAAAGCUUGCGGCAAGCCGCCAUGUGUUGAACGAGUAUGGGAAUAUGAGCGGCACGACGAUCGCGUUUGUUCUUGAUGACUUGCGUCGCCGUCGGGAGAAGGAAGGAGAUCAGCAUCAACAACUUGAGUGGGGAGUAAUGCUAGCCUUUGGACCAGGUAUCACAAUAGAGGCAAUGGUGCUGCGUAACCCACUCUCAUGAAGUCUUAAGGAAAAUUAAUUGCCACUAUCUUAUGCUUGUCUGGUAUCUUAUUACGGUAUAUGUUAAUUAAUCAAUGCAUGACACUAAAUCAAUUCUGCAUGCUUAAGUGGAAUUAUGACCUACCGGUGAUGUAUUGAUGUUGUGGAGUUCCUAUCUAAUGUUUAUUGCUGUUUUUUCUGUAUUUGUAACAAAAUUUGUAAUACCCUGUGUAUAAUUGAAAAAGCAUAUUGCUUAUAUGAGUUGCUUCAAUCCGAGUUUGGAUCAAUUGAGAUGUAUCUUUCAAGAAAACACUUGAAUAAGAUCAAGUCAGUAUUUUGCAAGUGAAAAAAUGUUCCAAAACAAGAUAAAAAGAUGCAAUCAAUUUCAACUUAAUCUUUAGUAAUUAAGAUUGUUUUUCUUCUCAAAUAUACAUGAGAUGUUGUGUAUCAUUGCAUUAAUGGAAGAACGGAGGCGUAAGAUGCAAAUACAAAUAAUCAGAAAAGACAAAAAGUGAGAAAACAAAACACGAGCAAAAGAAGAACAAAGUGCCUAACCGAGGCUCUCCCAACAACCUGAAUCAUGGGCCUUCUUAACCGGGAUCUAUAAUCAACGAAAUUCCCCUAGGCUCAAUAGGUGAGCCUCGUCACUCGCUAGAACUAGUCGAGAAGAUGAUUGGAGCAGCCUCGUUGAAAACACAGGCGUUUCGAUGCUUCCAAAUAGAACAUGCCCUAAGAAUGAUCAUAUUAUUUAUACCCUUCCUUAUAGCCCGUUUUACCAAAUUCUUGUGUCUUAGCUAGGGAGAUCGAUCUGCUUUCAGAACCGGCGGCGCGUUCAUCUUCUCGUCGUUCGAUCUGAUCAGCGAGAACAAUUCUGACACCGGUGUGUUCUUCGAUAGAUCCAUCUGAUCGGCGGCAGCAUACGCGCUUCAUCCCACGGCGAGUUCUUUGAUGAAUCUGGUUGGUGGCGGCAGGCGUGCGUCCUCCUGUCGUCUCAUCGAGUUAAUCGGCUCGACGUGAUUGAGUUUUCGGCGCAGCAAUCCGAAGCGGAGUUCUUUUUUGCUACCACGCAUCCACCGAAAAAGCAGCAGCGCAUAGCUGCACGGCUCUGGAGGAGGAAGAAAAAUCAAUUGAAGAUACUGCUCGCUUCGUGUUUAUGUGAAGUUCCAAAUUCCUGUUGGAUUUUUGUACGUCCACAAAGACUUUAUAUCAGGGAAUUUCUUUUCUUUUGGAAUCUAUUAUAUAUAUUUUUUGAUCUGGAAUU